AUGAUUUAUGUACACCCAGCAGUGCAGCCUGCACAGCGGGAACUACAUGCACCUGCGAGCGAUGGCUCAUACAGAUGUAUACUUCCUCCAGGUCUCGGCGAAUCCUGCAACAGCACUCUAUAUUGCGCCGACAACUAUUACUGCCACCCACCUUCCUUUACCUGUGUCAACGCGUACUACCUCGGUUAUGGAGAGGCUUGCACCCUCGAUAUACAAUGCUCCGGUGCUCUGACCUGCACCAACAACAAAUGUACCAACACUGUAUACCCUCGAUGCGAGAGUUUGCUCGAUUGCAAGUAUAAUGAAGUCUGCUCAGCCAAUGGAUGUGCACCGCCUGUCCACAUCGGUGGAGCAUGCCAAACCACAUAUGAUUGUAGUCCAAUCAGUACCUGUCUGUUUGGAGUAUGCGCACCCGCCUACACAGUCGGCCUUGGCGGUGCCUGUACCGAGGACAAUAAUCAAUGCGAUAUAUCCAAAGGAUUGUCCGUAUGUAUUUGA
Messenger RNA from Acytostelium subglobosum LB1, 498 nucleotides. RefSeq lists its product as hypothetical. The transcript has a single exon. The record is from RefSeq and is a predicted model, not a curated record. Bases 1 to 498 code for a protein of 165 amino acids. NCBI's taxonomy places the organism in Eukaryota, Evosea, Eumycetozoa, Acytosteliales, Acytosteliaceae.